Molecule: messenger RNA, 2577 nt
Organism: Durio zibethinus
Lineage: Eukaryota; Viridiplantae; Streptophyta; Magnoliopsida; Malvales; Malvaceae
Source: RefSeq, a predicted model, not a curated record
UUUUAAUAAUCCCUUUUUUUUUUACAUGAAAAUAUUUUACAUCUUUUUAGAGCUACCUACUUUUGUAUAAUAAUGUGAAAUUUUGGUUGUUUCAGUUGGGGUUUUCUGGGUGCUUUUUUGAAGCAUUUUUUUCUUAUUGGGAGUUGUAUUUGAUGGGUUCGAGCCUUUUCCAUAAAACCCAUUUCACAAAGUAAUGUGUUAUGUUGUUUGAUGAUGGCUUUAUUCUUUGUUAAUUGUUAGAAUUUGGGUUUUGAAUAUGACACAUAUGGAAUGGGAUUUGAUAUUCAGACUUUGGAUUGAAUAGUUGAUAGCUAGUAAGUUUUACUUAUUGACAAGAAUCAAUGGUUUUCUGUAUGCAAUAUUAUUUAUCAUUACAAAACAAACACACACACACACACACACACACAAAAAGAAGAAAAAAGCAUAAAUGAAUAUAAAUAGAAACAAAAAGGUGAUAUUAAAAGUGGAGUUUGGUUAUUGAAGACUUGAGAGGUGGAAAUAACACAAAAUGAUAAUUACAUGGCACUGAAACUCCGGAAAAAGAAGGGAGGAAAAGAGAUAAAAACUGAGAUGUUUAGUAUCACGUUGUUUUAGGUUGUUCUUUAUGUUGUUUAGUACGAAUAUUGCUUGUUUCCAUUAUAUCUCAAUUUAUGUGGAUUAUAUAAUACAAACUACGUGCAGGAAAAGAAACUCAAGUUCAAGCAUAUCUCCACGGCAAGAAAUUGGCGUUUCAAAGUUCAAUGAAGCUAAGUUGUUGUAUGAGGGACAGAUUAUCAGCAGCCCAACUAACGCUGCACUUCUUGAAAACAUCAAGCAAGAGGCUGGGAGCUUUGAUACUGAUUAUUUUGAAGAAAUGCCUGCAAAGACACAGUCGGCUUCUAAGAGGAGACCAUCUAAUGAUGGUCAUCGAAUUGUAGAGGUUGAUAAUGGUGUUGAUUCAAUCCGCAGAUUAGGAAGUCAGGCACUAAAAGCUUGCAAGAUUGAGGAGGAUAUAUUGGCAGAUAACGGAGAGACAACUUUUGCUUUGUUUGCAUCUCUACUUGAUUUUGCUCUUCAAGGAUUAAUGCCGAUUCCAGAUCUGAUUUUACAAUUUGAGAGAUCAUGCAAGAAUUUUUCAGAGUCAAUUGGUUUUGUAGUGCUGGAAUAGGUAAAAUCAAUGGGAUUAAUGUCCCAGUUGUGUGGGAACAUUCAUUCUUACAUGUGCACCUUAAUUUUUUAUAGGCCUUGUGAUUAUCAGAUGAUUUGAUUUGGUGCACACACAGUGCUUGUUCGUAGAUACCUACUUGCUGAUGAAAUGAAGGAUCCCUUCCAAGAGAAGCUUAUGACUGUUGGUAAUCGUAUUCUACACAUGUAUUCUAUGAUUUUAUUCUCCAAGUAUCAUGAAGAAUUGGUGGGGAUUUAUGCUUCUCAGCUUGCAUCUUGAUGUUCUGUCGAUCCCUUUGUGUAAAUGAUGGAGCUAAGGCCAAAUAGCAGGUAACAGCUAUAUGUUGUUUUCUAUCAUCUUUUCCUUUGUGGUUAUUCAAUAUUGAGUAUUUCCGAUGGGUUACCUUUUAUCAUUGGGUACUUACUGGCCAGGUGUUAUGUCCAUGCGGACAACAGUGACUUGCAUAUUUAUUUAUUACACUGUAAUGCAUGUUAAUCAACAAAGAAAUAUCAUAGCCAAAACUUUUGAGCUGGUAUUCUAGAAACAUGCAUAUUAUAUUGACUUGCAGAAGAGGAAAGAAAGUGUUUCAAAACUAGUUGCAUCUUAAUUUUUAUAAUAUGUCUGGUGGCGUUAUGUUUUGUUGCGUGGCCUGUCUACAUAAGUGUGAAUGGUAUGAGAUGUAAAAUUUAAGCUUACUUGUGGCAUUAAGGGAUUAGGUCUGUGUUUCUAAUUUGCGUUUGAGUUUUUCCUGCUGCUUGAUUUGUGUAAUGAUGCAUCUAAUUAUGUAGAUAAACAACAAUAAUACGUGAAUAAUGAAUUGUAAAAUACUAGAUAUUUGUCAAAGUUUUGUUUGAAACAAAAUAAAUUGUCUGAAACCAUGAAUCUGUGAACUAUUUCCAGAAUGAGAGGCAUUCCACUGCUUCACUCAAUUCUGGUGAUUGAGAUUGUUGUUAUAGUUUAGUGCAUGUUUUCUAUAGUUCUACAUUGUAUAUACCAGUAACCCAUGCAGGGAACAUCUUUUGGGACAGCUGUUUCCUUUUGUUUUUUGGCCGGAUGACAAGGCUGUUUGAAUAUCAUAUUUCUUUACUCAAAGAAAGUAAGAAUGCCUAUGGAAAUGCUAAACAUUAAUAAUUUUUGUCUUCUUUUGAGUCCUUUGUUGUGUACUUCCAUGGAUGAAUCUCCCUUCUCUUUUGCAUUCAUUCAAAUAAGUUGCUAAAAUUUGACAACCAUCCAUUGUGGCCACUAGACUGAGGUGCUUUUCUGGCUGAAGGAGGCGAUUACAUUGUCCAGGCUGCAGUUGUGUCCAGAAUAUAUACUUAAUGUUAAUUGUUCUUCCCUUGUUUUUAAGCAUUUUGAGGAAAGUGAGAAAAUGUAAAAGAUUUUUUUUAAAGAAAGUUAAAAGGUGGGAGUGCAUUAUAUACCUUAUAUUUUAU